CAACCGGCCGGGCUAGCAAGGGUCGUCGCCGCCCGCUCCGAAACGGGUUCCCCACCCCUGCAUGCACUCAAGCAUGUUUCCCAAGGCUGCGGCGUUGCUGCCGGGCCCCCGGCCAACGAGAGCCGAAUCGUGGGCGGAACGCCGACCGACAUCGACCAGUGGCCCUGGCAGGUGUCGCUGCACCACCGUCGUCCUUCGUCAGGCGCUCCUGGACGUCGGCUCUGCGCGGCGAGCCUCGUGUCGGCUACAUGGCUCCUCACCGCAGCUCACUGCCUGCUAGACCCCGCAGCGACCGACGGAGCGGGGCGCCUGCUGCCGGCGGGCCUGUGGCUAGCCUGCCGUGCCGGCAAGUGUGUGCGCCUGCGCCGGCUUGCCGUGCACGCCAGGUUCCGACGUCACAACUACACCCACGACGUGGCGCUCGCCGAGCUGGUGCAGCCGCUUCCUGAGCCCGCUGCGCCCAUCUGCCUGCCCUUGUCCUCCGGAGGGUCCGGGGCCGUGGGUCGCCGCUGCGUCAUCACCGGCUGGGGCGCCCGGCGACCGCUGGUUGGUCGCGCCCCACAGCUGCACCAGGCGGCGCUGCCGGUGCUGCCGUGGGACCUGUGUCGGCGAGCGUAUCCGUGGGCCGCGGCGCUACGCCGCUGGCUGCUGUGCGCGGGCCUCUGGAAAGGCGGCCGGGGUCCCUGUCACGGUGACUCGGGCGGGCCGCUCCAGUGCCAACGCAGCGACGGCCGCUGGCAGCUGUCCGGCCUCGUAUCCUGGGGCGCGGGCUGCGGUCGUCCGGGCCGACCAGCCGUGUUCGUGCGCGUGGCCGCCUACCGACGCUGGAUACGAGACACAACCAAGCGCCUGCAGCACCGAAACCAAGCCACGCCGCGCGACAGAGACCAUUGGCCGCAAGAUGCCGUGCGCGACGACGGCACGGGCCGCCCGCUUUUCUCGGUGUUGUCGUUUCGCGCUUUCGUGCCGUGACGGCCGCCGUGUGUCGAUGACUUUGUGCGUCGUCAGUGUCGCUCGCACCCUGCGCAGGGAAUACGUUCUCCCAGCUCUGAUGCUUUUCUUUUUGUUUUCCUUUUCUUUCUUUUUUUUGUGGUCCCAAACCAGUUUCAAUAAAUACAGCGUCGAAGAGAAUGCCUCAGGUAUUCCGCCAUCGUACGAGGUAGUCUAAGCAGGGAAUCGUUCAGUUUGAAUUUGGCUCGGUGAGAUUAGUAUAAAGUGGACAAGCUGCGCUUCGCACGUCGCGGUUGUUUCCAGGGUUUCCUGACAACUGAAAAAAAGGAAAAAAAAGAUAAAGAUGAUCUCGUAUCUCUGGCUACUCCUAUAUUCUUUUUUUUUAUUAAUGCGUGUUCAUUGCCGCAAGAAAUGUUCGGAGGCUACGGCCUUCCAAUACACGAGUAUUAAUGAGUGUUGCGAGUUUUAUCAACCUGCUCCAGGCGCACACAAAACCCUACAAGUUAACGGGAUUAAACGUGUACAUUCA
Messenger RNA from Dermacentor albipictus, 1480 nucleotides. RefSeq names its product trypsin-4-like. The record is from RefSeq and is a predicted model, not a curated record. NCBI's taxonomy places the organism in Eukaryota, Metazoa, Arthropoda, Arachnida, Ixodida, Ixodidae. Gene Ontology annotation, biological process: proteolysis. Gene Ontology annotation, molecular function: serine-type endopeptidase activity.